UUCUCUUCCUAGGGUUUGAGAAGCAAAGAUGCGCCGACUUUUCAAUUGUUCCUUUUUCUCUCAUCCUAAAGUGUCGAAAACCCAUUCCCUCUGAAAUGGCGGAACCUUCAGCAAAGAUCCUUAGACGAACCGUAGAUGGAGAAGCUGAUAAGAUUGAUAGAAUCAGUGCACUUCCACAAUCUGUUCUUCUCUCCAUUCUUUCACGCUUGGAUCUCAAAGAAGCUGCAGCCACCUCAGUUUUAUCCACAACCUGGAGAGACCUUUUCUUACAACUUCCCAAAAUUGAGUUAACUUUCGAUAUCUAUGGCAAUCCUUCUGACCAUCCUAGACUGUUUCACAUCUUCACACUCUUAGCUCAUCGAGUGCUGAGAGAGAGAAACCCAGAAGCACCCAUUAGGUCUCUCAACGUAUCUGUGAGGAAUUUCACUGAAAGGAUGGAAAAGGAUUAUAGAUCAUUGUUGAUGUCCGCAGCUGCUGCAGUGUCCACUUACAAGGUGCAGCAAUUUGAUCUUAGUCUUAUGUUUAGGUUAAUAACUAAGUCAUUGAAGAUUUUUAUUCCACCUGCAAUCUUUACAUCAGAGACUCUAACUAGUUUGCGUCUAACCCUUUCUGCGGGGUGGGAUGUUCCAGAAAAUGUUUGGUUGCCCAAUGUAACGGUUGUUCACUUCUUGCCUUUUUUAUUGGUGGAUGAGAAUUGUGUUCAGAGGUUUCUCGAUCGGUGCCCUAGACUAGAAGAUAUGAUGUUUAAGAUGAAGGAUGAGGGCAAAGUCAAAAACCUUUGCAUGUCAAGUUCCACCGUAAAAUCUGUGAUGCUUGGUUGGGAUCUGAAAGAUGAAUCAGAGACUAGUAUUACUGUGAAGUCUGAAAGCCUUCUGAGGUUGACAUUAUCUCUUAAUAGAACUCACACAGUGAAUGUGAAUGCACCAAAUCUGAAGUUCUUCUCCAUUAAGGGUAAAGCCCUUGAAUUGAACAUGAUUCAAAGUGUUCCUUCAAUUGAAGAGGCAGUCAUAGCCUCUGAUUGUAUGCUUGAGUUCUCAAAUUUGAAUAACUUCUAUUCACGUUCUGAGAAAGCUUGUACCUUUUUUGGAGAGUUGCAAAACCUGACAUUACUCCACAUAUCAGAACCGAUCAUGAAGGCUCUAUAUGUUUCUAAACCGGAGCUCCCCACUUUCAGAAACAUGUAUAAGAUAAAGCUUAUCCCUGAUUAUUCUCUUGAUGAUUUUAGCCGUUACUGGAUUGCAAAGGUGUUAUUCAACUUGUUUCAAAAUUGUCCAAACCUUAAAGUGCUUUCCUUUGAGAAGGCGUUCGACAACUACUUUGGUGAGGUUGAUCUUGAAUCUGUUUUCCCUACCAGCAUGGUUCAAAAUCUGAAGGAAUUAGAAAUUUUUAACUACAGAGGUCGAGAUAUGGAAUACAAGCUGGUGGAAUUUUUCAUGAACAACGGACGAUCUUUAGAGAUUGUUUAUCUGAGAAAAUAUGAUUUGAUGCCAAAUACUUCUACUUGGAAGCGAAAACAACGAGAGAGAAUUUCCUCCUUUUUGACGUCUUCAGAAGAUUGUGAGAUUAUAUUCAGAUAGAAAUUGGAUUUGAUGAAAUCCCCAUGAUUACCCACGUAUGGCAACAAGUCUAUCUCUUUAAGAGUAUGUUAUUUUGGCUAUUAGAUCAACGUUUAAUUUAGUUGCAUAUUUAGAACAAUGAUGCUUUCUGUUGUAUUUCGGUUUUCUUGUUGGAGACUUAGAUUAAUUGUUGUACCACUCCUUAAAUAGACAUAAAUUUCCUUAAAUAUUUAAUUCGGAUUCUUAAUCACGAUUACUA
Vigna unguiculata (cowpea) is the source of this 1815-nucleotide messenger RNA. RefSeq names its product putative F-box/FBD/LRR-repeat protein At5g22670. The record is from RefSeq and is a predicted model, not a curated record. Gene Ontology annotation, molecular function: protein binding. NCBI's taxonomy places the organism in Eukaryota, Viridiplantae, Streptophyta, Magnoliopsida, Fabales, Fabaceae.